Molecule: messenger RNA, 2157 nt
Organism: Manduca sexta (tobacco hornworm)
Lineage: Eukaryota; Metazoa; Arthropoda; Insecta; Lepidoptera; Sphingidae
Exons: 2
Coding region: 1-2157 (718 amino acids)
Molecular function (GO): zinc ion binding; nucleic acid binding
Source: RefSeq, a predicted model, not a curated record
AUGGAUUUGCUCAAUUUAAAGAAAAAAACAACAAAUAAAAAAACUCUGACGAGGUUGCCUACUCCAGUUCCGGCUGGAGAGGCGGAGAUCGAAGGGCGCAAGCCUGACGAUGUUGGUAUAGCGAAGGGUGAAAAGCCCAAUGAAGUUGUAGCUGAUUUCAUCAGGCCUCUUGAGAUGGUUGUAGACUCGGAGUCGAGCGAGAGUGUCUCCUCAGUUCGAAGCAAAAGGUUCUGGAAGAGAACCACUCGAUCGAAGGGUAGUCUCUGUUCGCUCUUUACAAGCGACACGGAUGAACCGGCACCGAAGUCGCAAGCGAUAGACGGCCGAGGAAGAGGGGGUCCACCUGCGGCCAACAAUUAUUCCGGCUUGAGGAGGGCGCAAAAGGAGCGCGACAUGCAAAAAAGAGAGGAGGCCCGCCUUAAAGCGGAGAAAGAAUUAGCGGUGCAGUUUGGUUCCGUCAAGUCGCCGGCGACUAAUAAGGCGGUGAAGACCAGCGAGCUCGACGUCGUUCUGCGUGAUGACAUCCGAAAAUGCGGGGAGAUAGUGAGAUCCGUGCUAAAAAAGCCAGGCCACUCGAAAGGGGCGUCACAACAGGCUCUAAACCACGUGAUGGACGUCAUUGCGCAGUAUGUGAGCCAACCGGAGAAUAGCAUCGUUUCCCGCCUCGAAAACGAAGUAAAGAAAUGGCGUGAGAACAGCGCCUGUCUCGAGGCUACGAUAAAACAGAUGCAGGACGAAAACUCUUCCCUCCGGCGCCGCCUCGAAGACCUAGAGGCGUCCACCAGUAAACAAUCAACGGAAGAGAUAAUGGAGCUGGUAGAGGCGAGAGUGCAGGCUAGACUGGAGUCGGCGCUCAUGGGGCCGGCUCAGAGACCUUUAUUGGCUCACGAGAGGCGAUUAACUCCAGGGGACAUCCCACUCCCCGUCCAGAAGAAAGGGGGAGGAAAAGGGAAGAGAGUCACCAAGUCGGCUCCCUCAGCUCCAGCCCUAGCUCUCUCAGACGUCACAGCUGGGCCGUCAAGCGCGCAGCCUCAACCAGUUGCCGGACCUUCAAAGGCAAUGGCCAUCACAUCCGUUGUGGCCUCCAAGAAGGGCAAGAUGCAAGGAGCAGAUGACCUCCAGCAUCCCCAUAAGGGAAGGAAAAAUGGAGUAACUCCUAAAGAGCAGCCUGCUUCGCAGCCUCGCUUAUUACCGUCGGCUCCAGUAUCCAUGGACACCGAGUGGACCGUGGUGGUGGGCAAAAGAAAGAAGAAGCCCAGCACCGCCACGGCCCCGGCCACAGCUCCACGACAAAAGAAGACCGAGCCACGAAUACGCUUGCCGAAGUCAGCAGCUGUGGUAAUAUCACUAACCUCCACUGCUGUUGAAAAGGGCCUCACUUAUGCUGGGGUCCUAACCGAAGCGCAGCAGAAGGUGAGCCUUAACGGCCUGCAAAUAGACAGGCUCAGACCAAAGUUUGCAGCUACGGGCGCCAUGAUUUAUGAGGUGCCCGGGGCUGAAUCAGAGCAGAGAGCUGACUCCCUCGCCGCGAGGCUGAGGGGAGUAUUUCAAUGGGUCGAAGACGUCCGAGUCACUCGGCCCACCAAGUGCACGGAACUGCGGCUUUCGGAGCUAGAUCCCGCAGCCACUCCCGCGACCGUCGCGGCGUCGCUCUCGAGCGCCGGCGAGUGUACUCUAGAGGCGGUUAAGGUAGGACAAAUACGACCUGAUCGUUCGGGCCUGGGUUCAGUUUGGGUCAAGGUUCCGGUUAGGGCGGCACAGAAAAUCAAGGCGGGUCGUCUUCGCAUAGGGUGGACGGUGGCCCGAGUGACCGUGCUUGAAGCGCGUCCGAUGCGCUGCUACCGCUGUCUCGAGCACGGUCACGUGCAGAACGCGUGUGAUGGACCCACGGACCGCAGCGACCUCUGCUACCGCUGUGGGAAACCGGGCCAUAAAGCUCGGCAGUGCGAGGAGAAGCCGAACUGUGUCUUGUGUGCCGCAGCUGGCAAGCCUGCCGGACACCAAGUUGGAGGGAAAAAGUGCGCUGCCUCCUCCCAAAAAACCCGUCGCCGCCCGCGCAGGAGAUCGGCUGCUGCUGGGAGUACGGCUCAGCCGCGGCUGGAGAUCCCACCGCAAGGUGAGGCCGAGAUGGAAGUAGCAGAAGAGAUCGCCCAAUAA